This is a messenger RNA of Maylandia zebra (zebra mbuna), 2737 nucleotides long. RefSeq names its product parathyroid hormone 2 receptor a (gene pth2ra). Lineage: Eukaryota; Metazoa; Chordata; Actinopteri; Cichliformes; Cichlidae. The record is from RefSeq and is a predicted model, not a curated record. Gene Ontology annotation, molecular function: G protein-coupled peptide receptor activity; parathyroid hormone receptor activity; peptide hormone binding. Gene Ontology annotation, cellular component: plasma membrane. Gene Ontology annotation, biological process: cell surface receptor signaling pathway; adenylate cyclase-modulating G protein-coupled receptor signaling pathway.
CUGCACCGCUCCUCCAGGAUUAUGCCCGGGAUGACUCCGUGGUGAUUUCUGAGUCCUUUUUGGAAACAUUCAUGGGUGCACGACAGGAUUUCCCGAGUGGGGAAACGUGGGAUUUUGUCCACUACCGCUGUCGUUUCCACUGCGCGGACGGCUCAGGUUUUGACCACAACUUGGGUUAAACUUUUCCGAAAUACUCCGGUGUGAAGAAAGAAAGCCGGAUUUACAAUUAACUAUUUAACCUGGUGUUCUCUUCACACUGCCGGGGAUGAAGGCAGAUCGACGAACUAUGAAUUUUCUCUUAUGGAUAUUAGUCCCAAACUUUUUCCUGUGUUGGCUUGUGGUUGACGCACAGAUGGGGUUUGAUGGGCCGCUCUCUGCACAGGAGCAGAUGUACAUCCUGUAUGAAAUCAAAAUGCAGUGCUACCAGAAUCUCUCCAACACUGAACCAGGAACCACAGAUGAGGUGUGCCCUCCAGACUGGGACGGUCUGAUUUGUUGGCCCCACGGCUCCCCCGGGCUCAUCACCAAGGUCCCCUGCCCAUCGUACAUCUAUGACUUCAAUCACCAAGGACAUGCUUACAGGAAGUGUGACAUCAACGGUUCCUGGGUCUUUGUGGAGCAGUGGAACAAAACAUGGACCAAUUACUCAGAGUGUUUACGCUUUCUCCAGCCCUUCAGUGACGAAGAUGGGAGACAAGACUUCUUUGAGCGGCUGUACGUCAUGUAUACCAUUGGCUAUGCCGUGUCCUUCAGCUCUCUGCUAGUGGCCAUCAUGAUCAUUGGAUACUUCCGGCGUCUUCACUGCACCAGAAACUACAUCCACAUGCACCUCUUUGUUUCCUUCAUGCUACGAGCAGUCAGCAUCUUCGUGAAGGACAAAGUUGUGUAUUCCAGGGCGGGAUUGCAGGACUUGGACUCUGCUCUGCUCGACAGCUUAAAAACUGUUAGCAUAGCAUCACUGGACAAGUCGCAGUAUAUUGGCUGCAAGGUGACUGUGCUGCUCUUCAUCUACUUUCUGGCUACCAAUUACUACUGGAUUCUGGUAGAAGGCCUUUACCUCCACAGUCUCAUCUUCAUGGCCUUCCGAUCAGAUUCCAAAUACCUCUGGGGUUUGAUACUCAUCGGAUGGGGUGUUCCAGCUGUUUUUGUGGCAGUGUGGGCGAUCGUCAGGGCAACAGUGGCAGAUGCAAGGUGCUGGGAGUUGAGCGCUGGGAACAUCAAAUGGAUCUACCAGGUUCCCAUCUUGACAGCGAUUGGGCUCAACUUUAUUUUGUUUGUGAACAUCGUGCGAGUUCUGGCCACUAAAAUACGAGAGACGAACGCAGGGCGAUACGACACCAGGAAACAAUACAGGAAACUGGCAAAGUCCACUCUUGUGCUCGUGCUGGUGUUCGGCAUCCACUACAUCAUCUUCGUUGGGAUGCCUCAUACAUAUCAGGGACCAAGCUGGGAAAUCCGAAUGUACUGUGAGCUGUUUUUCAACUCAUUUCAGGGCUUCUUUGUGUCAAUUAUCUAUUGCUACUGCAAUGGAGAGGUUCAGACAGAGAUAAAGAAAACAUGGACACGGUGGAAUCUUUCCUUUGAGUGGGAGGGUCCAGUUGUGUGCGGCCGCUACCGUUAUGGAUCUGUGGUCGUAGGUCUGAACAACAACAGCACCAGCAGCCAGUCCCACCUGGCUGGUGCUGGGCCGUCCACACGCUCCACCACGCUCGUUUCCAGCCGCGUUUACCGGAGCACAGGUCCAACCGCGAUCAGCAUGCGUGCCACCCUGCCAGGAUACGUAAUCAGUAACUCGGAUCCAUCCAUACCCGAGGAGCCUGAGGACAGUGGUCCCAAGCGGGUGGAUGAUAUCUCACUGAGGGAAAAUCUGCCUGUUCUAAAUAUGAGCGGAACGGCUGAUGAUGAGGAGGAAACGCUGUAGCAGACAUCAGACCGUUUACUCCUGUGUUAUUCAAACUCUGAAGAGGGAUGCAAAGACAAACCAAAAGUGUCACUCUGCAGACAAGAAGAGGAAAAAAUGUCCCGGACAUUCAUAAGAAGAAGAACUAACGUGAACCUUUUAUACAGUACUGUAAAUUGUGAAGAAAUGUUAACUGUUGUCAUUGCUAUACUGUUUUUGCUGCCAACGAUCACCAAAAUGCUGACUUUUAAACUUCUACACACAGAGCCUUUAACAGCGCACACAGGUCACGGUGAAAAAUGAACACUGAGCCAGAGUCACAGCCCCACACAUCACAGUACAGCCGGCACUUUCAGCAAAAGCUGUUGAUGGCAGACUGUUUACUUACGAACAUCAUUUGUUGGAGCGUAAGCAGGCUGGCUGAUAAGUGCUACAAGUUGGCAACACUGCUGCUACUCCAGACCCUUUAUCUGACAGUGGCUUAUUACCUUCAGACAUUUCCAAAUGACAGGAGGUGAAAAGCUUUUGAGCACCUAGUUUAAAAAAGGACUAAAAUAAUUAAGUAAAAAAUAAAACAAGUUUUUUCCUCAGGGAGGGCAACACCACAGUGCCCUCUAUUGCAUCACAGCCACUGGAGGUUAGCUUGGAAACACACUGUAGCAUGUUUAACAGCGGUCGUCUGACGUUAUGGAAAUUUCAGCAUCUUUUCCAGCCAUCACCUUGAUUGUACAGUAUAUCACAUGAGUGCCACAUCCAAGCUAGACUCGCACAGCAACGCAAAAAUAGACGUUACGGAUUGGAUGGUGAGGUGAAAACACAGCAUGAGCAGCAUGAUAG